This is a messenger RNA of Colletotrichum orchidophilum, 1866 nucleotides long. RefSeq lists its product as uncharacterized. Bases 1 to 1866 code for a protein of 621 amino acids. Gene Ontology annotation, molecular function: tRNA (uracil(54)-C5)-methyltransferase activity, S-adenosyl methionine-dependent. The record is from RefSeq and is a predicted model, not a curated record. Lineage: Eukaryota; Fungi; Ascomycota; Sordariomycetes; Glomerellales; Glomerellaceae. The transcript has a single exon. Gene Ontology annotation, biological process: tRNA processing.
AUGUCAUCAACCACAGAGGCGUCUCAAACAGCGGGACCACCCGCAUCGAAACUCUCACAAGAGCUCCCUUCAAAGCCGGCAGCAGCAGGAGAAUCUUCUCAGCAGGGUCAGGGACAAGGCCAGCAGGGAGGCGCGCAGAAGAAAUGGCAGAACGGCGGCAACAAGCCCAGCGGCAACAAGCGCCCGUUCCAGGGCGGCCAGACAGGCGGGAGGGGCAAGGACAAGCAGCGCAAGUCGAAGCGUGAGAGGAACAUCACCGAGGGGUCUUCUGAGGAGGUCUUGGCGUUCGACGUGCAAGCGCUCAUCGCAUUGCGCAACGAAUCACUUCCCGAAGCGCCGGCGCCGGCGGCGGAUGAGGAGGUAAAGGGCGGCGAGAGCGAGGAAACCGAGACCAAGACGCCGUCGCAGCCUCCCCUUCCGGAAACCUUUACCGAAAUCGAAGUCGAAGUCCACGCAAUCUCCUCGACCGGAGACGGCCUCGGCUUCCAGGUCGGCUCCGCCUCCACGCAGGUCUACGUCGUGCCCUUUGUCGCACCCGGCGACAUCGCAAAGGCGAAAGUCAUCAGGCACGUCCGCGAAGAGUCCUACUCGGUAGCCGACUUCGUCUCCGUCGUAAAGGCCGGCCCCCUCCGCGACGACGCCCGCGUGAACUGCAAGUACUUUUCCCAGUGCUCCGGUUGCCAGUUCCAGAUGCUCGACUACAACACCCAGCUCGCGCACAAGCGCUCCAUCGUCGACAAGGCCUACAAGAACUUCUCCAACCUGAACCCGGACUUGGUCCCCUCCAUCAGGGACACCAUCGGCAGCCCCCUGCAGUACGGCUACCGCACCAAGCUCACGCCGCACUUUGACGGUCCUCCUGGUCACCACAAGAGGAACAAGCCCAAGCAGGCGCUGAGCAAGGUCCCCGAGAUCGGCUUCAACGCAAAGGGCCGCCGCCACGUCUUGGAUAUCGAGGACUGCCCCAUCGGAACCGACGCCGUCCGCCUGGGGAUGAAGCGCGAGCGCGAGCGCAUCGCCAGGGACUUUGGAAACUUUACAAAGGGCGCCACGAUCCUGCUCCGCGAGAGCACGAAACGCUACCCCAAGAAGGUCAUUGGUACUGGCGGCAGCGCUGCGACGGAAGGACAGCAACAAACCACCACAGAACCGGAAGAUGAACCCCCCGCGGACACCCCCUCAGAUGCGGUGCGCGUCGAGGCAGACACCCACGUCGACAUCAAGACCUGCCUCUCGGCGACGGGCGCCAUGUCGAGCGAGUACAUUGACUCGUACCUCUUCACCAACCCCGCAAACUCCUUUUUCCAAAACAACAACUCCAUCCUGCCCAAAUUCACCCAAUACAUCCGCGACCACGUCAUGCCCCCCCUGGGCCCCCACCGCGACCGCAUAAAGUACCUCAUUGACGCCUACUCGGGCUCCGGUCUCUUCACAAUCACCCUCGCCUCCCUCUUCACCGGAUCCACGGGCAUCGACAUUGCCAAAGAUUCCAUCGAGUGCGCACGCAAGAACGCCAGACUCAACAACCUGCCCGAGUCGCAGUGCAACUUCCUCGCCGCCGACGCGCCGCAGCUGUUCAAGCAGGUCACCUACCCGGCCGACGAGACCGUCGUCGUCAUCGACCCGCCGCGCAAGGGCUGCGAUAAUGACUUCUUGAGCCAGCUGUUGGCGUUCGGGCCGAGGAGGGUCGUGUACGUCAGCUGUAACGUCCACACGCAGGCGCGUGAUGUAGGCGUGCUGGUUCGCGGGGACGGUGGCGACGGGACAAAGUACGAGAUUGAGAGCAUUGUGGGUUUCGACUUCUUCCCGCAGACGGGACAUGUCGAGGGUGUUGCGGUGUUGAACAGGAUCGAGAAAAGUGCUUGA